Molecule: messenger RNA, 3435 nt
Organism: Magallana angulata
Lineage: Eukaryota; Metazoa; Mollusca; Bivalvia; Ostreida; Ostreidae
Exons: 10
Coding region: 612-2402 (596 amino acids)
Cellular component (GO): membrane
Molecular function (GO): D-arabinono-1,4-lactone oxidase activity; FAD binding
Source: RefSeq, a predicted model, not a curated record
UUUAUUUGUCUGCUUUUGUAUGUCUGUCCGUCUAUCUGUAUUUGUCGGUUUCUCUGCCAGUUUGCCUGUAUUACUACCUGAUUGACCAUCUACAUGUCGGAUUGUCUGUCUAUCUAUUUCUCCGUGUCUUGUCUCUUCAAACUAUGCAGAAAAGAAUUGUUUUUAUUUUAAUACGUAGUGGGUUAUAUAACAAAAUAGGUUUCUUAAAGCAGUGUUUUUAAAAGAAAGAUAAUGAUUGUUCCGUCAAAUUGUAUAGUAGCACAGCUUUGUUUUUCAAAAUAUUGCAUUAAUGUAAGAUGAGUCAAUUUAGGCAUUAUUGAUAAUGGUUUUAUUUGAAGGUUCGUAUAAAAUCCUUUAAACUUCUCUCAAACCACGAGAUGAAGGGGCUUUUAUAGAAUAUCAAUAUGUUUCCUUGAAGAAUAUUUGUUGAUAUUUGGUAAAUACAUACUUAGUGUAGGUUUCAUUCUCAACACUAGGUAAAAUAAAUGUUUGCUAUGGUUUUAUACAUGCAUGGUCGACUUUCAAAACCUGAUCCAAAUAUAACGCCUUUGAAGUGUUAUGAAAUGUUGUCAUCUUACUUUUAGCCCGGAUAAGUUGAAAGCUCAGAAGUGAUGGCCUGCGUCAAACGUACAUACAUACCAGAAAAUGGUCACCAAUUGGAAGAGAGUAUCCAAAAAUGCAAAGAAGAAGGACUCAUGCCUAUUUUGCAAGCUGGAGUUCAAGUAAAAGGAAGAAGUUUAUUAGAUGCAAAAGAGUUAAAAGGAAAAGAAGUGGCUUUCAUAAACGUUGAAAAACUUGAGAAAAAGAAAUUAGAUGAAAAGGUCAAAACGUGUAUCAAGCAAGACAAGAAAGAGUUCGAACGCCAAACAGCGUUACUUGAACGCCUUCGGGCUCGAGUUGGACGCACGGUCGGAUUUGAAAUAGAGGAUUUUGAAAAUUGGGCAGGAAAUCAAACGAGCACUGUUUUAUCCUGUUACCCACAAACAAAAGAAGAGAUGUCAAUUAUCAUCAAAUUUGCCGCAGAAGAAAAUAUGGGAAUCCGGUGUGCUGGAUCCCGACAUAGCUGGGCGCCUGUGUUUGCUGAUUCGUUUCAAAUUUGUGUCAAUACAGAGAAUAUGAAGAGUGACUACACCAGCCGAACAAACAUCAGGAUAGCAGACUUGCACAGGGGAACAGUGGAUGUAAUGACCGGUGUAACUACUGGUGAUCUCAAAGCUUUUCAACUUCAAGCAAAGCUUAACCUCAACACAAACGUCAUUUUGGAUCUGGUCCAAAUGGUCAGCGUUGCCCAGACUGGCUGUCAUGGCGUUGGCAUAGAUACACGCUGCUUGAGUGACUACUUGGUAAAGAUGAGGGUUUUUGACUCAAAUGGCGAACUCCGAACCUAUAGUUCUGAUGGAAUAGACGGAGACAUUGAUCUAUUUAGAGCAGUUGCUGCUGGAUUCGGCUGUUUUGGAAUAGUUUACGACAUGACGAUUAAAAUGGAUCAUGAAGUAAUCGUAGAAACGCGCAACUUCUAUCCUAGCAUGGCCAGUGUAUUUUACUCAGAAGAGAAACUGCGAGAAAUCAUACACAACAACUGGGCCGUUGAAAUCUUCUGGUUUCCAUUUAGCUCUCUUCCAUUUGAUCUCUCAAACGAUGAAAUCUGGGUAAGAACAUUCAACAAGAUUUGUCCGGAGGCCAUCGAAAAAGUCGAAGAUGUGAAGUUUUAUGAGACCCAGGACGUGUACGACUACAUAACACAGGAAGCACUGAGAAUUGUCAGUCCAUUCAUCACGGCCAAUGAACCAAUUGUCCCUCUUAUGCAGUGGCUCUCCUUCUUGACCCUAAAAAAUGUAAUAUAUCCAGACAGAGUGGAACCGUUAUAUCAAGAAAUCCCAAAUGCCGUCCAUUUUAGAAAAUAUUUGGAAAAAGCGAAGGUUUAUGAUUUGGAGUUUGUGUUCGACUACAGAGCUGACUAUGCCAGAUUAAUAGAUAUCAUUAACGUCGUCAUAGAGAAUGUGAAAAUAUUUAAGGAAAAGAACCAGUAUCCUUUAAAUCUUUCAUUAGAAAUGCGAUUCAUGACAUACAGUGAUGCUUAUCUUGGAACUGGAAGUAUUGCCAACCCCAAAUAUGGAGGAUCUGGACAUGUUGUUUGUAUUGAGGUAUUGUGUUUGAAAGGAACUGAGAGCUGGAAAGAUUUUAGCGAAGCCGUCGGGCAAAAAUGGAGCGACUUGGGAGGUGUUCCACAUUUGGCCAAACAAUAUGACCAACUUGAAGGCAUAUUUGAAAGCAUCAGAUCAAAAAUGGCCAUGCAAAUUGAAGCAUUUAAUUGUCAACUGACAAAUUCAGGAGCAGACCCAUCAGGCAUGUUUCUAAACUUGGGGAUGCGAAAACUUCUUGGAAAAAAGCAACCUAGAUGAACACAUCAAAAGAUGAAGACAUUAAAAGAUAUGAACUGACUAUUGCAAGUCAUUAUUUAAGCAUAUAAUCUAGCUUUUUAAUGUCAACAUAUAUAUUUUUAUCGUCUCGUAUCAUGAUAAUUACAUGCAUUUACGAAUUAUGCAUACAUUUGAAAAUUAGAAGCGGGUGUUUUCUAAUCAACACAGUUUAUUCAGUUGACUCAUAAGAUUUUUAUCAACAAAAGUUUGGACUUUCUAGGAGGUCGAUUUACUGGAAGUAAAAAAUGCAUGACGUCAAACUCAAUUGUACAGUGGUAAUAACGUUAUUGUUGACAGGCCAAUAGUGCUCAAUCGUGUACCGUGCGUGAUUUUUCGUGUAUCCGUUGUAUUUGAGCUUGCAAGAUAAAUAUUGCUUUGCGCUUUUACAGUCCAUAUCCGUGUAGAGUUGUACGUUUUUUUCUUAUUGUUUUUCUUUUUUCGCGGAAAGCCCUGUUUAUUUAAGGAAUAAGGAAUUAUUCUUUGAGUAAUUGUGGAUGGGGUGUGAUCGAACCAAUAAAACCCGAAGAGCUUCAUGAUAGAUUUGAUCACGGCCUGACCAUAAUUAUCACCUCAUAAUAUUUAAACAACGAUUUGUUAUAACUUAUGUUUGUAUAAUUGUUAACAGUUAUAAGACUAAAUAUUAAUUAUUGACACUUGCGUCCAAUAAUACCGCAUUUGCUGCUUUAGUGAAAUUAUUGGACUACAUAUCAUAUACAAAAUUCAAGGUAUAAUCUCAAACAGAGACGCUAGAAAAUGUAAAUAUUGGUAUUAAUUCUUUUAAAAAUAAAAUUGAUUAAAAAGAAGGUUUAAAAAAUUAUCAGCAUGCAUUUAUUAUUUAUUACAGGGAAAAAUGUAUAUAUUGCUUGCUUCCUCUAAGUUUUACGGUUUAAAAUAGUAAUUCUUCUUUUAUUUCUAAAUUUAAACAUAAAUUUGGUACUGAAUAUUUUUUUGUGGAGAACAGAAAAUAACAAAUGACAGGAACACAUAUAAAUGAAUUUCAAAAUGCCGUUCAUGG